CUCUCUCCAAACAGAGAUUUCUCAGACAGAACAGAGCAUAUAACCACCAACCCAACACAUCAACUAAAACACCCACCUCUCUCUCUCUCUCUCUCUCUCUCUCUUCAAUGGGGACUUUUUCGAAUACCUUCAGGGCCAAGAAACUCCGGCUCUACUACCUAGUCGGGACCACCCUCCUCUGUUCUCUCUUCUACUUCAUCGGAACUUGGCAACACGGCGGCGCCACCCGCCUCUUCACCACCACCACCACCACCUCCCUCGUCCCCACCUGCAACAACCAAUCACCCACCACCUCCACCACCAAAACCCAAAUCCCCAAACCCCUCGAUUUCGCCUCCCACCACUCCGCCGAUCACCUCUUCCACCCCACGGAGGCGCGUGCAAAACACUGCCCUCCCUGCGACCCCAAAUUCACCGAAUACACACCCUGCGAAGAUGUCGAGAGAUCGUUGAAAUUCGAUCGAGAUCGAUUGAUUUACAGAGAGAGACACUGUCCCGAACGGAACGAGAUUUUGAAGUGCAGAGUUCCGGCUCCGUUUGGGUACCGCUCGCCAUUCCGGUGGCCGGAGAGCCGGGAUUCGGUGUGGUACGCGAAUGUGCCGCACAAGCAUCUGACGGUGGAGAAGGCGGGUCAGAAUUGGGUCCGGUUCGAGGGUGACCGGUUCACGUUUCCGGGUGGAGGGACCAUGUUCCCUCGUGGUGCUGAUGCGUAUAUUGAUGAAAUUGGGAAGUUGAUCAAUCUCCGAGAUGGUUCUAUUCGUACCGCCAUUGAUACCGGUUGUGGGGUUGCGAGUUUGGGAGCGUACCUUCUGAAUCGGAACAUCUUAGCAAUGUCGUUUGCACCAAGAGAUACACAUGUUGCCCAAGUGCAAUUUGCGCUUGAACGUGGAGUUCCAGCCUUGAUUGGAGUGCUCGCCUCCAUUCGCUUACCUUACCCUUCCCGAGCUUUCGACAUGGCUCAUUGUUCGCGUUGCCUCAUCCCCUGGGGCCAAUAUGAUGGUACCUAUUUGAUUGAAGUUGAUCGUGUCUUACGCCCUGGCGGGUAUUGGAUUUUGUCAGGCCCACCAAUAAACUGGGUGCAUCACUAUAAAGGCUGGAAUAGAACUCGUGAUGAUCUGAAAGCUGAACAAGAUAAGAUUGAGAGCGUAGCGAAAUCACUUUGUUGGAAGAAAUUUGUACAGGAAGGCGACCUUGCAAUUUGGCAAAAGCCCACGAAUCACAUUCAUUGUAAACUCAACCGCAAGAUUUUCAAAAAACCGCCCUUCUGUCAAGCACAGAAUCCAGACGAGGCAUGGUACACAAAAAUGGAUACUUGUUUGACCCCACUGCCCGAAGCAUCUGACAUUAAAGAAAUUGCUGGCGGGAAGCUAUCAAACUGGCCUGACAGAUUGACUGCAAUUCCGCCAAGGAUUAUCAGCAAAAGUCUAGAAGGAAUCACAGCGGAGGUCUUUCAAAAAGAUACGGAAAUGUGGAAGAAGAGAAUGUCACAUUACAAGGCUUUGGACUAUCAACUAGCAGAGCAAGGGCGGUAUAGGAAUUUGCUUGAUAUGAAUGCUUACUUGGGAGGAUUUGCAGCUGCUCUUGUUGAUGAUCCGGUGUGGGUUAUGAACGUUGUGCCGGUUGAGGCGAAGUUGGAUACCCUUGGAGUCGUCUUCGAGCGCGGAUUAAUUGGAACUUAUCAAAACUGGUGUGAGGCCAUGUCUACUUACCCAAGAACUUAUGAUUUCAUUCAUGCCGAUUCAGUGUUUAGCCUCUAUCAAGACAGAUGUAACAUGGAAGAUAUUCUGCUAGAAAUGGAUCGAAUAUUACGUCCCCAAGGCAGUGUAAUAAUCCGAGAUGAUGUUGAUGUUAUAACGAAUGUGAAAAUGCUCGCAGACGGGCUUCAAUGGGAGAGCAGAAUGGUUGACAGUGAAACCAGUCCACAUGCGAGGGAGAAGAUUUUAAUUGCGGUGAAAACAUACUGGACUUCCCCGGCCGAUGAUCAAAAACAAGCAGUGUCCAAACCCGCUUCUUAGCGUUGGUGUUGGCCUGUUUUGGUUCAGAAUUGUUUGAAAUUUUUCUGUUGAUAAUUCUUUCAAUUGCAUUCAAUUUUACAAAGCAAUGGAAUAUAGGUUUUUUCUUUUUGUUAAGAAAGUGUUUUUGCUCUGAAAACUUUAGAUCAUCUUGUCAAGAAAGUGUUUUGUGGGAUUUUUUGCAUUGUGUUGCAAAAAUGUGGUAUGCCAGUUGAAGUUUUUGUAAUCAUAUUUUUAUGAAAGAAGCAAAAUAGAAAGAAAGAUCAUCUUUGCUGUCAUGGGUUUUGAAAA
This is a messenger RNA of Camellia sinensis, 2303 nucleotides long. Its product is annotated as putative methyltransferase PMT15. The record is from RefSeq and is a predicted model, not a curated record. Gene Ontology annotation, molecular function: methyltransferase activity. Gene Ontology annotation, cellular component: endosome; cytoplasm; trans-Golgi network. Lineage: Eukaryota; Viridiplantae; Streptophyta; Magnoliopsida; Ericales; Theaceae.